Molecule: messenger RNA, 213 nt
Organism: Cooperia oncophora
Lineage: Eukaryota; Metazoa; Nematoda; Chromadorea; Rhabditida; Trichostrongylidae
Source: the annotation of a GenBank genome assembly
AUGUGCGGCAUUUGGGCAGUAAUCGGCGAACAGCCGACAAGCACUCAUCGUCAGCAUUUUAUGAGAAUCGUUGGACGUGGUCCAGAUCUUACAGUAAUCCAAGAAGUUCAACCAGGAGUCUAUUUGGGUUUCCAUCGGCUCGCUAUUGUAAUGGCCACCAAUAGUGGAAAAGAUGUCUUGGUCAAAAAGGUAAACCAUACAGUUGGAAACUAA